AUGAGCAGCAGCAAGGAAAGACAGCGAGCAAGAGGAGAGAUAGCAUGUGCGGAGUGUCGUAGACUGAAAGCCCGAUGUGACAGGCAAGUGCCAUGCUCUACUUGCGUCAAAAGAGGAUGCAGUAUGCUUUGCCCCAAUGGCACCAUGCCUCCAGGAAAAGGUAGCCGCUUCGUCGGUGUUGCCGAAGAUUAUCUACGCAACAAGGCCACCAAGCUGGAAGAGCGAAUGCGUUCACUCGAGGAUGCUCUUGCAAUUCUGCAGGUCAAUACUUCCACUCCGCCGCACCCAUUGUUGGCCAAAAGAUGGUCGACUGAAGAGCCUGAUCACGGGAGGAACGUUGAUACCACAUCCACGACAGCAGAAUUCAACCUACAUGGUCUGAUAGAUGCUUUAGGCUCUUUGCACCUUGAGGGUGAUUCACAUUCUGGCCCUACUCGUUUCUUUGGACCUUCUGGAGGUUCUGAGAGUCUAUUGCUGGUCGCAAAAAAAAAUUUGCCUGAAACGCUGUCACCAUCGAUCGAGGCACAAGACAUCGAAUACAUUAACCUGCCUUAUCCCCUCAACUUGUUUGACCAGGCUUUCCCUUUCGCUCCAUCGGGGCACCCUAUGGAGCCCAUCCGAGAGAUGAUAGAAUCCUACUUGCCGCCAAUCCAGCGCGCUGUUUCGUUAUGUGAGACCUUCCUAAAGUCUCUCUCAUGGAUGUUCCAAAUAGUUUCGCGACAGCAAAUUGUCGACAAUCUCAUCCCAUUGAUAUACAGAUCGAAGAUGAAAUCAUUGGAGCGGCCAAGUUAUGGUCCGCAUGAUCUGGCCUUGCUAUUCAGUGUACUAGCCGUCGGAGCUUUGGUUGAUCCUGCCCUUCCCCCUUAUAACGCCGAAGCACAGCACUAUCAAAAAUUGGCGCGCACCGCCUUGUGCUUGCAAUCAGUAUUUUCGCAGCGGUCUGUGGUCACAAUUAAGGUAUUGCAUCUUAUGAGCGUGUACAACGGCAUGAGCGGUAUCGAGAGCAACUUGGAACAUUGCUAUUCCCUUCUUAAUUUUGCUGGUCAAGCUGCACUCCAGGUCAACAAGGAUCCUUCACUAUGGGGCUUUGAGGGGCGAGAAGCCUAUGACCGCCGCUCAUACUUUUGGACUCUCCUUUCCCAUACUCUCUGGCAAAGCCUGGUGACUGGACGCCCUCCCGUGAUUAUGCCUGCUUUCGUCGACUACCGAAUCCCUAGUGACUUUGACGAGGCUAGGUACCAGUCGGGAGAAAUUCCCAUCGGAUUUGGCAACUGGAGUUCUCAGUACACAAUGGAGUGUCUAGCACCGGUCAUCGAGGCGACUCAGGCUGCAAUCCCACCCAACUACCAAACCAUCCUCGAGUUGGACCGCAAAAUACGGGAGUUUCCUGUACCUGUAUCUAAUGAUGCAACUGAUUUCGACCGUGUGCCUGUGGAGAUGCGCUCCUUUGCUCAAGCACGUUACAAAGAGCUUACGCUCAUGUUCUUGCACAGAGGUUUUUUUGCACAGGCCAUGGCAGAUUUUCCUUCAGAUCCGCUGAGAAGCCCUCUAGGCCGAUCAUUCAUGGUUGCCUACCAAUGUGCCAGUCUAAUAAUCACAUUAACUAUCGACCAACUCGCGCUACAACCCGUGUUAUCUUCUCGAGUCUGGCGGAUAUGGUCCUUUGCUUUCUCAGCAGCAGUCAUCGUUGGUACCGUUGCCACCCGAAGACUAAGCAUAAAAUUGGAUCCAGACCCAUUUGAGCAUCUAGAAAGGGCGUGCACAUUAUUUCACGAAGCGGCGCAUAUUAGCAGCCGCGCGAAAAAGGCGUUGCCAAUUUUGCUUCGUCUUCGUCAAAAAGCGGUUCAUGCGAGGAUCGAUCCCCUUCAACAAGCUAGCCACAUGAGGACUUCUGAGUCGGAGGAUGAGCCUGACGAACUAGAGGUGUUUGGUGGUCGAACGAUACUAGUAACAACGUCUGGCAAGCAAGUUUCGCGGUCUCCCCAACUUCCGAUACAGCUUGCGAAUUCCACGGUGACUCAAAACAAUCCCUCAACCCAACGUGGCAAUCAUCAGUCACAUGUUACUAGCUUCCCCGGUGUUCGGGAAGGGGUUGACUAUGCACUUGGGGGAGGGGCGGUCGGGCUUCCUGAACUGGAGGUGCUUCACCGGGAGAUUUCUGGGCCAAUAUACUCUCGCUCUUCGAGCGCUCCCUCGCUAUACGGUCCCCCACAAGGACAGCAAAGUGGCUUGAUGUUGGAAGACAGGUGGUCCUCUUUCGUGCACGAUGCAUCUCUUCCUCCAGGGUACUUUUCCCAUCUUGGUCCACAAGUCCGUUGA
Molecule: messenger RNA, 2319 nt
Organism: Suillus paluster
Lineage: Eukaryota; Fungi; Basidiomycota; Agaricomycetes; Boletales; Suillaceae
Exons: 12
Coding region: 1-2319 (772 amino acids)
Biological process (GO): regulation of DNA-templated transcription; DNA-templated transcription
Molecular function (GO): zinc ion binding; DNA binding; DNA-binding transcription factor activity, RNA polymerase II-specific
Source: RefSeq, a predicted model, not a curated record